CUAUCUAUCUAUCUUAUAGGUGUACCCCUGUGCUGGUGGACCGCGCAUGCGCUCUGAAAGGACGCGUCUCCUUCCAGCGUGAGCAGAGAGCAGGAUGGAUGCGCUGCGUUUACAGACGACAGACGACUAGUUUUCCAAAUCAUUCCAGCUCGAAAUGGGGAAAGGCUGUAAAGUUGUUGUUUGUGGUCAGGCAGCAGUUGGGAAAACUGCCAUUCUGGAGCAGCUCCUGUAUGGAAAUCACUCAGUGGGCUCAGAGUCCAACGAGACGCAGGAGGACGUGUACGUGGCCUCGGUGGAAACUGAUCGAGGUGUGAAGGAACAGCUGAGGCUCUAUGACACCAAGGGACUCCACGACGGACAAGAUCUCCCCAAACACUACUACUCCGUGGCAGACGGCUUCGUGCUCGUUUACAGCGUCGACAGCUUGGAGUCUUUCAAGAGGGUGGACGUUCUGAAGAAGGAAAUAGACAAAUCUAGAGAUAAAAAAGAGGUGAUGGUCAUAGUGCUGGGGAAUAAAACGGACCUGCGGGAGCGUCGCCAGGUGGACCAGGAUGCGGCCCAGCAGUGGGCGCGAGGUGAGAAGGUGAAGCUGUGGGAAGUGAGCGUCGCCGAACGCAACUCGCUCAUCGAACCCUUCACCCAGCUCACCAGCCGCCUCACGCAGCCUCAGAGCAAGUCUUCCUUCCCCUUACCUGGACGCAAGAGCAAAGGAACCCCAGCCAAUGACAUCUGAAACCCUCCCCCCGAAACACUCGUCCCUGCUCCCAGCAGCAGGGCUGCAUUCACCUCACGUAGGAAUAACCACCAGGACAUCUAGUCAUUCGAGUGGACAUUUGGCCAACGUUUGCAUUUAUCUGGAGACUCAUCUUUGGACAGUGUCCAGAGCUGCCCCUUAAACACAUGUAGCGGUCAGCGGGACAUGAUGCACAUCGACGUGCUCGCUCGCUGCAAAUAACAUUUGUUUUUAGUUCAGAGUGAAUGUGUGAAAAGGCGUUUAUACUUCCCGAGACUCUUAUGUCUGCGUGUUUAGUACAAACCUGGAGUGAGGAUGUGGUUGGCGUCUCUUGGCGUAAAGACAGGAAGCAGCUAGCCUGGCUCUGUCCAAGGUUCAACCCCACGUAGCAGCACAUGCAAAGCCUGAAGACGUGUUGUUAAGCGUAGAGAUGUAAUGAUUGACUGACUGCAGAUUGACACACGUAGUAUCUGCCAACCCAAGGUGGUGGACUGCAACAUAGUCAGAGAGGACAGGGUUUGCUGUGUCCACUGGCCCAAACCUGGCAGCCUCUCUGAGACCAGACUGCAGGAGACUGCACCCAGCUGCGGUGCCACUAGACGACUGUUUAGUGACUGUGCUGUUUACUCAAGUCAUCUCCCUAAAGGUUGCCAGGUUACCUGUUGUACAGCUUGCAUCUGGCAACCCAAGUAAAUGAAGUCCCGUUGAUGUUGUCUGUUGUUUUCUGUGAAAGACUUCCUGAAUCCUUGCAGGGAUCCAACAGUCAACGUGUGACAGGAGCUUUAAAAGGUGUUGGUUGGCAAAUGUGUAAGUUUGAAGAGAAGCGGGUUAUCUGCCUCUGCCUGCUUUCGGUCUUUAUGCUAAGCUAGGCUAACAAGGCCAGACGUGAGACUCAGAUUUCUAAGGAAUUUGAACAAAAUGACGACACGUAUAUGUGGUUCAUUCACCAAUUCCCCAGCCAGUCACUGAAAGCAGUGUGUGGUCAAUCAUGUUUGCAUUUGAAGAUCAAUUUUUAAACAAAUGUAUGUAUCAUGGACAAGCUAUGUAAUACCAAAGAGACAAGCCAAACACCAGUGGGUGAUUUACAGGGAAUGGUCACUGUUCUGUUCACUUGAAUCGAGUCAGAAGACCAGUCUCAGCUCUUCCUAUCAAUCAUGUGUUAUUAUUACUCACUUCUAGCAGCAGAGUUCCUUCUGAAGAAUUCAUAUUACACGAAGCUUGAACCUGUCCCGUUAUUUCCCAUCUGACGUGAACGCAGCAUUCCUUUGUGUCCUCUUGCAGGACUCCGCCUCAGUCCAGUCCGUCUCAUAUAUUAAGUACGGCCUGGCAGCAAUAAUAAUAAUAAUAUUCACGGUACUGUCUUUACUUGUGAUGUAUGGUUUCAUUAGAGCUGUCCGGUGGUAGUUGCACUCCUGCGUGUUGUCCAGCCUGUGUAAUCCAGUAGGGCUGCUAGCUAAAGCCGUUUACCAGAGUUUACCGGUAGAAAUGUCAGUGUUGAGGAGAUAUUUAUUUUUUAACUAAUUUAUUUUUGUCACUUUAAUGAGCCACAUUCCUUGACUUGUGAAAAUGGUGACCGGGUGAGUGCUAAUCUACGCCGUUUUCUGUGUCGUCAAUGUUUCAACCAUGGGAAGUUUUAAUGUGCUGCUAGUGGAACAGACGCAGUGUUCUAUCCCUAAAUUAUUCUCCGCUCUGUAACCGUGUUAAGAUGCACUGAGUAAAGUAUGUAGCCUCUUCAUAUUAAAGUGGGACGCUUCA
Mugil cephalus (flathead mullet) is the source of this 2488-nucleotide messenger RNA. It is a transcript of the gene nkiras1, whose product is annotated as NFKB inhibitor interacting Ras-like 1. NCBI's taxonomy places the organism in Eukaryota, Metazoa, Chordata, Actinopteri, Mugiliformes, Mugilidae. Gene Ontology annotation, molecular function: GTPase activity; GTP binding. Bases 155 to 733 code for a protein of 192 amino acids. The record is from RefSeq and is a predicted model, not a curated record. Gene Ontology annotation, biological process: canonical NF-kappaB signal transduction. The transcript is spliced from 4 exons.